Messenger RNA from Ahaetulla prasina, 4447 nucleotides. It is a transcript of the gene UBR7, whose product is annotated as ubiquitin protein ligase E3 component n-recognin 7. Gene Ontology annotation, molecular function: zinc ion binding; ubiquitin protein ligase activity. Bases 137 to 1408 code for a protein of 423 amino acids. Gene Ontology annotation, cellular component: cytoplasm. Lineage: Eukaryota; Metazoa; Chordata; Lepidosauria; Squamata; Colubridae. The record is from RefSeq and is a predicted model, not a curated record. The transcript is spliced from 11 exons.
CCCUCGCGACUUGUUUUUCCGCUUCCGGUAUGCGCGGAAGCGUCGCCUGGCGGCGGGUUCGCGUUUUCCCGCCUUUUCCUCCUCCGCCUCGGGCUCUUUACGACAGAGCGAGGGAAGCAGCAGCGACGUCAGGGAGAUGGAAAGGGCGACGGCCGCGUCUGGCGCUCCAGAAGAGGACGGCGGCAACGACAGCAACACUUCUACGGGCGGCGAAGAGGGCGACAGGAACGCCGAGGAGCCGGUCGUGUCGCUAGCCGAGGUGCUGGCCGAAAGCGAGGAGUUGGAGAACGAAGCGCGCGCCGUGCUGGGCGGGAGCGAUCACGAGCGCUGCAGUUACUCUCAGGGUCCUGUAAAGAGGCAGGCAUUGUAUGCCUGCAGUACAUGUACACCAUCAGGUGAAGAACCAGCAGGGAUUUGUUUAGCAUGCAGCUAUGAAUGCCAUGGCUCUCACAAGUUAUUUGAGUUAUAUACAAAAAGAAACUUUUGUUGUGAUUGUGGAAACAGCAAGUUCAAAAAUCUGAAAUGCAAACUACAUCCUGAAAAGGCAACAGUGAAUCCAGCAAAUAAAUAUAAUGAUAAUUUCUAUGGAUUAUAUUGUGUUUGUAAAAGACCUUACCCAGAUCCUGAUGAUGAGAUUCCAGAUGAAAUGAUCCAGUGCAUAGUUUGUGAAGAUUGGUUUCAUGGAAGGCAUCUUGGUGUUGUCCCUCCAGAUAGUGGGGAUUUUCAUGAAAUGGUAUGUCAGUCUUGCAUGGAUCAUUGCCCUUUCUUGUGGGCAUAUGCCUCGCGGUUAGCAGUUCCAACUGUGACCAAAGUUAUUGCUGGAGCUGAUGAUGGAACUGUGCUGAAUGUUGAAGAAACUGAAGUAAUCAAAAACGAAAACAGUGUAGAUCAAAUGAAGACUGAAGAUAAAAUAAUACAAAUUAAUGAACCGUCUACCAGUUCUGGCAAUGAAUGUUCAGUGCCAGUUAAGAAGGAAAUACUGGUAUGUAAGCUGCAAGAACUUCAAGCCAAGCAGAACCUGAAGCAAAAUACAGCCACCUUCUGGCCACACAACUGGCGAAGCAAAUUGUGCACCUGCAAAGAAUGUGUGAAAAUGUAUUCUGAUAUGGAAGUCCCAUUCCUAACAGAUGAAUGUGAUACUGUCUUGGCUUAUGAAAAUAAAGGGACAAAUGACCAAGAAGCAGAUAGAAGAGAUCCUCUAAUGGACACACUUAACAGUAUGAACAGAGUACAACAGGUAGAACUCAUCUGCGAAUACAAUGAUUUGAAAACAGAAUUGACAGACUAUUUGAGAAGAUUUGCAAAUGAAGGAACAGUUGUUAAACGAGAGGACAUUCAGCAAUUUUUUGAAGAAUUUCAAUCUCGAAAGAGGAGGAGGGUAGAUCAGAUGCAGUACUACUGUAGCUAGACUAGAUUGGAAGUCUUACAUAUACAGCUGUCUCUGCUAAAUUCUGGGGUUUCUCUCCCAAUUUAAAUCUAACUUCUUGUUCAUCUUGAUUUGUGUCCUAGAAGGCUGAGUUUAUUAUUUGCAGCCACAAGCGUACACCAGUUUCCUAGUAACUAUGCUGAGAAGUGAAAUGAUCAUGGAUUCACACAGAAUGUCACUUGUGUCAAAGAAAGGGCUGGUUAGUUUUCAGAAGAUAUUUACUUAGAAACUAUACUGAUUGCCUCUUAAGACAAUAUGGGUGACAACAAUCUUUUUAUGAAUUAAAGGAAAAACCUAGAUAAAGGUCUUAAUGAAUUAGCAUUCAGGGUCAAGGUACUUGUUUCUCAAAGACUUAUUUGAAUGCAAGAUUUCAUAUCCGCUUGGUUUUAGGACAUUCAUUAUGGUAUAUUCUGCUAGCUGUUGCUGUUAAAAAGCCAAUUUGGAUCAUUAUAUGGCUUGCUGAAUUAGUUGAAGUACAACUUUUAGCUAAAAUUAGACUUUCAUGAUUUUUGAAUGAAUAUGACUGAGGCCAGUGUGUGUAUUAUAAACAGCUGUUAACUGGUAGGCAAUGAUAGUGCAGAGGCUUAGUGAUAUUAUCACCAAUAUGUUUUGACUGAUUGCCAGCACAAAUGUGUAAAUUGCUUUUUGGUAGGUCAUACUUAUCAGGUUAAUCUAUUGACUUUUUAAGACUGAAAGGAGUAUCUGAAAUUGACUUAAUGUAAUUGCAAAUGUUUAGGAAACAGCUAAAAGCUAAAAACUACCGAACUAAAAUAUGGCUGUGAUCUUUUGUAAUUAUGUUAGAGAAUUCAAACCCUUAAUAUUGCAAAGACUGUUUAAAACAUUUAAGUACAUCUAUUUUUUAUUGGUUAAAUUUAUCAUCUAACUAUUAGAAAUUCACAGCAAUCAUGCUGUAUACCAAUACCUCAAUAAAAUGGUAUUUUAAAUUUUAAGUUGGUGAGUGUUGUAAUAGCAAAGGCUAGUUCUAAACAUUUAAAGCUGAACACAUUAUGCAUUUGCUCAUCUAGUAGGAUGUUUCCACCCGAUUCCCAUCGUCACAGAAAACUGGCUGUUCAUAGGUUAUGAUUUUUCUCAUAUUUUAAAUUAAUUAAGAGACACUGCUAUAGCCAUAAGAUGUGGUUCUCUUGAGUGCAGUGUGGCUUUUAUAUUGCUGUUAGAAUGGUAUGAAAAAUAACCAACGUUACAUUAGAAAUAAUAAGCAAUUGUCUUACAUAAUUACAGAGUUUUUAAAGGAGGCGUGAUGCAUUAUGGUAAGUAUCCAUUGCCAAGCUGCAAUUUGCUAUGUGUUUUUACUCCUGACAAAUAUAAUAGGACAGAAGGAAAUGAAAAUCUAUCCCUGCUGGAGAGCAAUACCAAACAGAAAUUACCCCAAUAAAUUUGAAUUAUGACUGGUUUAGUAUGUUAAAGUGCCAAAUGAUUAUCUUUUCUAUUCUACCCAGUAAGGAAUCUGAACGUCCACAUAAAUCAACUAUUAGAUCUAAGCAAACUGUAAUAUAAUUCAAUUACAUCUAUCAAUUACAGAUUUAUUUUAACCAAAGAACAGAUAAUCUACAACAGAAUAUACAAAAUUUUUCAUGCACAGAAGUAGGAAUGUCUUUUCUCUUAGCUGUCUCAAAAGUUUUAUCACUAUCAAUUUACUAAUGAUGUUGCAUGCAGGUUCAUCUUUCCUACCUUUGUAUUUGGACAGUCCUCACAUUAAGUUUUGAUGAUAAGCUAUGAGUAGAAUGCAGUAACAUGGGGAAAGUUUGGUACUCUAGAGUCAUCUCAAGGCAAGCAAUGUAGACUGGAGUGACAUGACAUAUUUUGCAGUGUUUCCUACAGUCUGUGAGACUGUUUAAAUCCUGGAUGUGCUAAUUUGUUAUGUCAUCCUUUCAUACUUCCUGAGGUGAAGUAUAACCAGUGGCGACAUAAUACUAGGAUUAUUGAUGGAAAGGAAAAUGCAUUGUUCCAAACCAGGAACAAACCAUCACAUUCCAGAAGUUCUGGUAAGCCAUUGAGAUCAGCCACAGUUGACCAGGGACAAAAGAUUGAGUAAUGUAUGAAUUUGCACUAAAACAAAAUCCAAAUAUACAGUGAUUCUACAAGGCAAGUAGGGCAAGGCUGGUGUGCAUCACUUUCUCCAGCAGUUUCAGCAUGGCAUAUCCCACCUACCCGCUUACCUCUUCAAAUCUUCCCAAUGCUUUCUUUCCCUUCCUUAAAUUACUGCUGCCAAUAUCCUUAGCUCUUUUUCCCUGCCUUGUACCACUUUGUCCCAGAAUAAAACCAUCUGUUUUAUUUCAUGUAUGGGCCAAAGUGUGCUUCAGUUGGAUAUGGAUUACUUGAAACAUUUUAUGCAUCCAUAUUUAUAUAACCGCAGCCCUAUAUGCGGCUUUACUUAAUACCUGGCCAGAGCGAGCUCCAUAAUAAACACUUGAGAAGGAUACAGAAUACAUUUCAUUAGGGCAGCUUUGAUAGACCAUGAGGUCUUAAGGCAAUUCAUUUAGUUUGAAUAUCAGAAAGUCACUGAAAGGCAGAGUAAGCCAUUAAUAGCUGGAAUGUGGUGUGGUUAGCUUCCUGUCAUGCAGCAAGUAAUAUAGUCAACACUUCCAAUGCAGAUGAGACAAAGAGAAAACACUUUUAAUAUCUUGUUAAACGUGAAUGAAUGAUCUCAGUCAAGAAAAUAAAUCUUAAGUAUAGAAUUAAAACCAACAAAAAUUACGGGACACUGAGUAAGCUUUCUUCAGAACUCAAAUUAACCUGAAAGUUAAAUGACUAGUGCAAAAGAUGAGAAGUGGGCAUAAAAGAAAAAUCCUAAAAUUAGAGGUGAGAGCUUUAUGAAUAUACUGAAAAAGAUUGUCUCCUUACCUAUAUUCUGUGGUACGCCUACCUCCAUACCCUUCCCAAUUAUUUGAGAACACAUGCUGGGAUCUUCGUCAUGGUCUGCUUUUUCUUUUCCUUGCUUCUACUUUAAUGUUCAUUAUAUGGCACUUGAAUUGUUUCAAAUAAAGAUAUUGCCUACUGUAA